GCCCUCACUCACUCUUUCCCACCUGCCUCGCCUUGUAGCUCCUUCCUCGUCAGGCCCACUGACCUUGCGCCCCUUCUCAUCGCGUCUCUUCCCCAGACGCCUGCCUCUGAUUUGCUCCUGCUUCAUCCUCCUGAUUCAUCUCCGCUUUCCUUCCCCCUGGAACCAGCUUCACUCUCGCGACGCGAUAUCGCAGCAACGAGGGACAAGCGACACGAGCGAGCGACAAGCUUCGUUCAAUAAAGACCAGUGGCAACGCAGGCACCUGCAUAUCUUUUCCAACCCUCCCCCGCAUCCAUUCCUUGUCCUCCUCAUCAUCUAGCAGCAAUGUCUAGGGUCAACGUCGAUCGAAAAGAUCUUGGCGUCAACGAGCUGCCUACCGUAGCUAGCCCGAUGGAGCGCACGCCGUCAUAUCGCGGCGGCGCCGGCUCGACUUCGUCCGCUGAGAAGCCCACUCAGGAGGACGUCGAGCAUGGACUUCAUCACCCUGAGGGCGAGCUCGAGCAGCAUCAGGCCCAGCGCGCUCAAGGCAUCGACAACAGCAAGUCGUCCAACCCCCUCUACGAGAAGCUGGGUCCACUGAUCCAUUCCCGCUUCGCCGUCUACUUCCGAGACUUGGUCCUCGUCCUCUUCUUGAUCGCUUGGUUUGUCGUUACCCUCAUCAACGACGACCCCAAGGUGGCUCAUCGCCGCAUUCCGAUCGGCAUCAUCUCGAUGUGCGCUGUCCUCCUCAUCCUCUUCCACAACUCGCGCUACCUGCCGCAGCGACCCAUCGUCCGUGUUAUCUCCACCGUAUGGGGCACCGGCGUCAACAAGCCGUGGUCGAUGCUUCCUUCGCGCGGAAAGCUCGCCGUUGGUUGGCUUGCUCUCCUGGCUCUCAUCUUUGGUACCACGUACGGCCUGCCAGAGAACGAGGCUUCCAACCGCGGCAACCGUACCAUCUCCCUCGUUGGCUUUGGCCUCAUCUACGGCGGCCUCUUUGCCUUCAGCAAGAACCACAAGGCCGUCAAGGCAAGGACAACGAUUCUGGGCAUUGGCUUCCAAUUCAUUAUAGCCCUUCUCGUCUUCCGCACCGACGCAUUUUUCAGCCUCUUCAGGUGGCUCGCCAUUGCCGCUGCUGACCUCCUCGUCCAAGCUCAGGCCCCUGAGGGCAACUACAGCAUUGGCGGCGGUGCGGAGUUCUUCUGGAGCACUACUUUCGUCAACGAGAACCACUUCUUCUUCGUCAACGUCCUUUCGUCGAUCAUCUUCUUCGUCGCCCUCUGCAUUGCUCUCUUCUACACGGGCGCCCUGCAGUACUGCAUCAAGAAGGCGGCUUGGGUCUUCUUUUACUCCUUUGGCAUCUCCGGUGGCGAGGCUGUCGUCGCGGUUGCAUCACCCUUCAUCGGUCAAGGCGAGAACUGCGUACUCGUGCGACCCUUCGUCCCCACCUUUACCAAGUCCGAAUUCCACCAGGUUCUCACGAGUGGGUUCGCCACCAUUGCCGGAUCCGUCUUUUCGGCCUACGUCUUGCUGGGUGUCAACGGCAAAGACCUGAUCACCUCGAGUGUCAUGUCGAUCCCGGCAAGUAUCGCCGCCUCCAAGAUUGUCUACCCCGAGACCGAGGACAGCGACACGGCCGGCCGUGUUGUCAUCAACCGCGAGGAGUCAGAGGAGGACCGCGCCGAGAGCUUCUUCGAGGCGCUGUCUAACGGAGCUUCCUUUGGUCUCAAGAUUGCCCUCCUCAUCUUCUGCAAUGUCCUCGUCCUCGUUUCUCUUGUCACGACGAUCAACGGCAUCCUUGCCUACAUCGGCAACUCGCUCUACAUCACGGACUCCAACGGGCCCCUGACUCUGCAGCUCAUCUUUGGCUACGUCCUCUGGCCUCUGACCUUCAUGCUCGGCGUACCCCGUGGAGAUGUACUUCAGGUAUCAAAGCUCAUCGCCAUCAAGAUCAUCGCUAAUGAGUUUGUCGGCUACAACACGCUGCAGAACACCGUCAUGAAGGGCCCGAACCCUCUGAGCCCGCGAGGCUACCUGAUCACCACGUACGCCCUCUGUGGUUUCGCCAACAUUGCCUCGAUGUCCAUCAACAUUGGUGUGCUCAGCGCUAUGGCUCCCAAGCGCAAGUCGGACAUUGUGCGACUGACGCCGUCGGCCCUCGUCACCGGUGCUCUGGUCACUUUGUCGAGCGCGGCCGUGGCUGGUAUUGUGGCCGACCCGGGUCUCUUGCAGUAAGCAUAGCGAGUGGGUUGGGCGCAUGGAAAAUCUUCACGUAUCGCGUCACAUCGCAUCGCAUCGACUGCUCAACCUGCUUUUGCUUUCCACCUCUCAUUCGGUUUCUUUGCAAUGUCACGAGUCUUGUAUCCGUACCCGCGAGAACAGCGUGGAGACGAUGCGGUGCGUGUGUUGAGCAGGGCCAAGGUGUGUUUGA
Jaminaea rosea is the source of this 2410-nucleotide messenger RNA. RefSeq lists its product as hypothetical. Bases 325 to 2214 code for a protein of 629 amino acids. Gene Ontology annotation, biological process: nucleoside transmembrane transport. The transcript has 2 exons. The record is from RefSeq and is a predicted model, not a curated record. Gene Ontology annotation, cellular component: membrane. NCBI's taxonomy places the organism in Eukaryota, Fungi, Basidiomycota, Exobasidiomycetes, Microstromatales. Gene Ontology annotation, molecular function: nucleoside transmembrane transporter activity; symporter activity.